AUGUCGAACGUAUCUCUUUAUAUUCUCUUCUCGCUAUUGAUAAAUGUGUCUUCUCACGGUCUUAUUAAUAAUGAUACUGCGGCGGAAGAGAAGCUUACCUACACAGACAUAGUCACUGCAACGGUAAGAAUUCUAUAUCAUUGUCGACCAAAAGAGCCUGAACUAACUUUACUGCUAGGCGGAGAUUAUAGUGAAUUUCUCAGACGAGCUUUUUUCGCUUGGGUACCGGUAGCUUUAAUAGGGGAAACGAGUCCUCGAUUUAACGCCCUCGAAAAGUUCGCCCUGACGAGAUAUUCUUACCAUAUGUACGUGAGCUACAAGUUUAUCUAUUUCCUUCGGAAAUCGCACCGCUUCGUGUUAGUGGCAUCCUCCCAACCGUUGCUGCGAUCUAUUUUGCAGAAAACAAAAGAUUCACCGUGGGCGAAUUCGGACGGAUUUUAUAUUAUAGUCGACAAGAAGACCGAGAAUCGAGGCUGUAUAAACGCUUACUCUUUUCUCUGGACAGCUUGGGAAUUCGACUUGCUCUCCGUUAUAUUUCCGUGCAUCGAUCCGGACGAUGGGAUCGUCUAUUACACAUAUAAUCCGUAUUCUAAUAAUACGCCGACCGAUUGGGUCGAAGUAGACCGCUUCAAAGGACGGAAAGGCCAUCCUUGGAUAAUAUUGAAGAAAAAAUAUGAACAUGACAAAAUAUGCAAAAAUCUGGAUUUCGAUAAAACGGCCACUUUGAAAGGCUACGAGGUCCGAUUGAACGCCGUCGAGAUGGAACCGUUUAUAAAAGUCAAUUUGAGCGCGACGGAUCUGCAGAAAUUUCGCGGCGAUAACAGCGAGAUCAUCAAGAUACUCUUGAUCAAACUGAGAGCAUCUCUGAGCGUCGACCUUCACAAUGGCAGUAUCUACGCGCUCGGCGGCAUAGGACCGAACGGUACUCUGAUAGGUUUGCUGGCCCCUCUGAGCGACGGCAGAAUAGAUAUUGGCAUGAACACGAGAAGCAUGCUUAUAUUGUGGAGAGUCAAAUACACAUAUCCCCAUUCAAGAGCAGCCCUCUGUGUGAUAGCGCAACCGAACCGAGAAAUUUCUCAGUUCACCAAGCUGAUGAAGUUCAUGUCGUCAGAAGUGAUAGUGGGAAUGGUGAUAAUGUGUCUGCUGACUUACAUAGUAUUUACGAAGAGCGAAGGUUAUGUAAAAGCCGGGUUACAAGUGAUACGACUUAUGGUCUGCGUAGGAAUUCUACAUCCAUCCAGAAUUAGCUCCACCAGGAUCUUCAUAUGCAUGAUAUUGAUCCUGUUCCUCAACAUAAACGCUCUAUUCCAAAGCCACCUGUCGGCCUUACUCACCGUGCCGGUUUAUCAUCGCGAUAUCGACAGCAUAGAAAGUAUCAGGAAAUCCGGUUACACCAUAUAUGGACCGCAACAGUUGAAAAUGUUGUUAAACGAUCCUGUAUUGGAAUCGCGUUACGUGUCGGUCACGUAUGAGGAGUGUAAGAAAUUUGUUGAGAAUUCGACGACCGCUGUGUGCUUUGGGGAAUGUCACCACUUCUACUACAGGAUCAAGGGUCAAGACCUUAUUAGAUCAAGAAAACUGAUUGAGAUGACACAAUCAUAUGUCACUCGCGAAAAUUGGCCAUUGUACCAACGGGUGAAUGAUAUUAUUCAACAGAUGAUGCAGGCCGGCUUGAUCCUUAAAUCCCGAGCCGACUUUAUCGCGGAGGUAAAACGUGAGAGAGCUAGGAAAAUUGCGAAGAUGAAAGACUUCAAAGUAAUGUUGCUGAAGCAGCUCGCGUUCAGCUUUUAUUUUCUCAUAAUAGGAUACACUUGCGCCACUAUAGCCUUCAUAUUAGAAUUAGUAGCGGGUCGAUCUGCACCCAGACCUAAGAACCAAAUGAUCAAAAAUAAUACAGAAAAGAAACAAAAAGCUGGAAUAAUCAGUAAAAUCCCGAAAAUGUUAGCUUGGAAUUAAGAAAUCAACUUUUCGUACGAUUUACUCUUGAAGCUUUUUUUUUAUAGAUAUUAACUUUUGCAAAAAAGGUAACAAAAUGCUUCAUUAGUUGCAUGUCACACAAGAUGUUAAGCUACUAUUAUUUAUAUAUAUUGUGACAUUUUCUACUAUUGUAGGGACAUUGACACUUGUAAUCACAUAAAUUUCUUGUAAACGUGUAUUGCUGAAAAAUUUUAUUGUUCUUACACAUGCAUCAAAAUCACCCGACUAUUACCUCCUCCCUUCGUAUAUCACAUUUUAUUUAAUACG
Molecule: messenger RNA, 2244 nt
Organism: Temnothorax curvispinosus
Lineage: Eukaryota; Metazoa; Arthropoda; Insecta; Hymenoptera; Formicidae
Exons: 6
Coding region: 1-1956 (651 amino acids)
Source: RefSeq, a predicted model, not a curated record